AAUUACACACAACAAACUCCCUCUCUCUGUUUUCAUUUUCUGUCCUUUUUUUCUUUUGGUUUUCUGGGCAGAGAAUUUUUUUGCUCGGAAAGUGGAAGAUCAGGUUUUGUGGUUAUUAGAAGAUGAUGUAUGAAAAGCAACAUGUGCAAAUGAAGAUGGAUUUGAGGAACAAUAGGAGAAGUAGUUUUAGUAGUAUGAAGAAGGAGAAGAAAAACUCCAUAGAAGAAGAGAGAUUUGAAAUAGUGGAUUUGAGUGGCUUGUCUUUAGAGACUCUCCCUAGUCCCACUCUCAAUCUCGGAAUCGUUUGUAAGCUUGACCUCUCCAACAAUAAUCUUCAGAUCAUACCGGAGUCGUUAAUUGCAAGAUUAUUAAACGUGGCAGUGUUGGACGUACACUCGAAUCAACUUAGAUCACUUCCAAACUCCAUUGGUUGUUUGUCUAAGCUCAAGGUUUUGAACGUUUCUGGGAACCUUAUUGAAUCAUUCCCCAAACCUAUUGAAAAUUGCAGAAGUCUAGAAGAUCUGAAUGCCAACUUCAACCAACUGAGAAAGCUACCGGACACCAUCGGAUUUGAGUUGAUAAACCUGAAGAAGCUCUCAGUCAACUCCAACAAGCUCGUCUUCCUUCCCCACUCCCUCAGCCACCUCACCGACCUCCGCAUCCUCGACGUCCGCCUGAACUGUCUCCGCUCACUCCCAGAAGACCUAGAAAACCUAAUCAACCUUGAAACCCUAAACGUCAGCCAGAACUUUCAGUGCUUGGAAACCCUACCGUACUCCGUCGGCCUCCUCCUCUCGCUCGUCGAGCUUGACGUCAGCUACAACAAGAUCACCACCUUGCCGGACUCCAUCGGCUGUCUCCGCAAGCUCCAGAAGCUCUGCGUGGAGGGCAACCCGCUGGUGUCGCCGCCGAUGGAGGUAUUCGAGCAAGGGCUGCAUGCGGUGAAGGAGUACAUGAGCGAUAGAAUGAACAACGGUGGAACCAAUCAGAGCAAUGGGUCUAAGAGUAAGAAAUCGUCAUGGGUUGGGAGACUUGUUAGGUAUGGGACUUUCAAUGGACGCUCUCACAAGACGAGUAGUAGUAGUACACGCCAUCGUCACAGUCAUGACGGAGAAGGGUUCCUCAUGCCUGAAUAUCGCACCAUUGACGGCUUAGCUUCGCCCAGGUACAUGGGGAUGUUCUCUCCACGCCGUCUAUUCUCGUCGCCACGUAAUUCUUUGUCCAGAUAGAUGAUCAGAGCUGUGGCUGUGCCGUGAGAACUGGCGUGUUUUCUUUCAUAUAAUACCAGUGAUGAUGAAAUAGUACUGUGCAUGUCUCAGCAUGUUAUUAAUUGUGCCGUGAGUUCAUUAUCAUUGGUGAUGAUCUGUAGUGUUUGCAUUGGUAAUAUUAGGUUUUUGUGUGAUGUUUAUCGUGGUUAUGAUUGUCGUUUUGUACAAAAUCUUCAUUGAGGAGAUCAAGAACCGGCAAAGGUGGUGGAAUGAUCGAUCACGGGUUAUUAUUAUUUUUAUGAUUAUAGGUUUCGCGGGCACUUGUUGUUAAGUUGUGUUUAUUUGCUUACUUUUGUGCUAUAAAAAGUAGAAUAGAGAAUAUUCCUUGCUUUCAUCCGUGAAUAAACACCAAUAUAAAAAAAAUUGUGGACAUUUGAUUAUUGUCUCAUGUUUUGUGAACUGCA
This is a messenger RNA of Humulus lupulus (European hop), 1672 nucleotides long. RefSeq names its product plant intracellular Ras-group-related LRR protein 6. Bases 123 to 1229 code for a protein of 368 amino acids. The record is from RefSeq and is a predicted model, not a curated record. Gene Ontology annotation, molecular function: protein binding. The transcript has 3 exons. NCBI's taxonomy places the organism in Eukaryota, Viridiplantae, Streptophyta, Magnoliopsida, Rosales, Cannabaceae.